CGUUUGAUGGAUGAUCCACAGACUAUGCAAAGGCUGGUUCAAUAUGGAAGGAUUAUUAUGGCUGAUCUUUUGAGACAUGAUAAGCGUGAUCCAUCCGAAUUCUACACAGCAUAUGAUCGAAUGAUUGCUUUCAUUACUAAUGAAAAUAAUAUGGAUACAAUUCGCAGCGAGCUUAAGUCAAGAAAAGUAGAGAGCACAAAUUUAUGGGAUACUCUUUUCGACUUAAUUAUUCUGGACGCAUUUGAAGAUUUACAACGUCCGCCCUCAGCAAUCGCUGCAUUGGUCAAAAAUUCAUUCAUUUCCAAAUCGAUGAAGGAAUCAACAUUAAACAAUUUAAUAUGGUCUAUUAUAAAAGUCAAAAGACAACGUUUACAAGUCAAGGAUGGCUUUAUAUCACAUUUUUAUGAUAUUUCACAAAUAUUGACUAGUUCAUUAGCAAUGGGUUUGUUUGGUGGUAGUGAUAGGGAAUUUACUGAACUCUGUAUUUACUUAAAGGAGCAGAUUUUUGGUUUCAUCCUAGAAAUAUUUAAUCCAAAUAAAGUCCAUUUUACAAAAGUUGAAGAUUUGGCUGUUGAUAUAAAGAAACUGUUGUUUGAUCGGAUGGAGCUGUUGCAAGUAAAACUUCUCAAUGAGUUAUUACCAGCUUAA
This is a messenger RNA of Meloidogyne enterolobii, 648 nucleotides long. The record is from the annotation of a GenBank genome assembly. NCBI's taxonomy places the organism in Eukaryota, Metazoa, Nematoda, Chromadorea, Rhabditida, Meloidogynidae.